UUUUCUUUCUCCCAUCAUCGUUCAUAUCAUCUCCUCAGAAAUACCCUAACAUGGUCUUCAAAGUAGCAGAUGUCUCUCUCGCAGCGUUCGGUCGCAAGGAGAUCGAGAUCGCUGAGCAUGAAAUGCCAGGAUUGAUGUUCAUGAGAUCAAAGUACGGACCUUCUAAACCUCUUUCUGGCGCUCGUGUUGCUGGAUGCUUGCAUAUGACCAUUCAAACCGCCGUCUUGAUCGAGACAUUGACUGCUCUCGGUGCUGAAGUCACCUGGUCGUCUUGUAAUAUUUUCUCGACCCAGGACCAUGCUGCCGCUGCUAUCGCUGCAACUGGAGUCCCUGUUUUCGCUUGGAAGGGCGAGACUGAGGAGGAGUACCAAUGGUGUAUUGAACAGAGUCUUGCUGCCUUCCCUGGCGGCAAGCCAUUGAACAUGAUUCUUGACGAUGGUGGUGAUCUUACCACCCUUGUCCACGAAAAAUACCCCCAAUACUUGAAGAACAUCAAGGGUCUUUCUGAGGAGACUACUACGGGUGUCCACCACCUGUACAAGGCUUUCCGUGAAGGCAGACUGAAGGUCCCAGCCAUCAACGUGAACGACUCCGUCACGAAGUCCAAGUUCGACAACUACUAUGGAUGUCGGGAAUCCCUUGUCGAUGGUAUCAAGCGUGCCACUGAUGUCAUGCUUGCCGGCAAGGUCGCUGUCGUCGCCGGUUACGGUGAUGUCGGCAAGGGAUGUGCCGAAUCUCUGCGCACAUACGGUGCACGCGUUCUCGUCACGGAAAUUGACCCCAUCAACGCGCUGCAAGCUGCGAUGGCUGGUUAUGAGGUAACAACCAUGGAGGAUGCUGCUCCGCGUUCAAAUCUCUUCGUCACUACCACUGGUAACCGUGAUAUCAUCACUGCCAAGCACUUCUUGGUCAUGCCCGAGGAUGCUAUCGUGUGCAACAUUGGUCACUUCGAUGUCGAGAUCGAUGUUGCAUGGUUGAAGGCCACCGCCAAGCAGGCUGUCAAUGUAAAGCCUCAAGUUGACCGCUUCACAAUGCCUUCUGGCCGUCACAUCAUCCUCCUCGCUGAGGGUCGUCUCGUAAACUUGGGUUGUGCCACCGGCCACCCGUCCUUCGUCAUGUCCUGCUCAUUCGCAAACCAGGUGUUGGCCCAGAUUGCUCUUUGGACCACCCCAGAGAAAUUCCCCCUCGGUGUUCACAUGCUGCCCAAGGAGCUGGAUGAGGAGGUCGCUCGUGCUCACCUUGCUCAGCUCAACGUCAAGUUGACUGAGCUCAGUCCCGAGCAAUCCAGUUACCUUGACAUCCCUGUCCAAGGCCCAUACAAAGCUUCGCACUACAGGUACUAAACGUAUCGACUGCUGCAUGAUGGCCUCAACGUGCCCUCGCUAGUUAAGAGGAGACGGGACCUUCAACGUCCUUGUGGGUUGGAUGUUAAUUAUGGAAGAGUCUCAACGCUCUUUGUCGAGGUUGACAAAAAGGCUGGCUCCUUGCGGGGUCAUUGCUGGAGAUCGCCUAUACUUAAAAGUCUUGGCUUCUUGUAGUGCACUGUGGGAUUGGGGCAGGGCAAGCCAUAUGGGCCUCAACGUGCCCUGUCUUACAUAGUGUAGCGUAUCUAUGCAAUCGAGAUGCACAUGAGGAUGAUGAUUUGCGCAGAUAUCGGCUAGCUAAGCG
Molecule: messenger RNA, 1668 nt
Organism: Suillus subalutaceus
Lineage: Eukaryota; Fungi; Basidiomycota; Agaricomycetes; Boletales; Suillaceae
Product: Adenosylhomocysteinase
Exons: 12
Coding region: 51-1343 (430 amino acids)
Biological process (GO): L-methionine cycle
Cellular component (GO): cytosol
Molecular function (GO): adenosylhomocysteinase activity
Source: RefSeq, a predicted model, not a curated record